UCAUCGACAGUGGGAUGUGGCGUGUUGUCAAAAUUUUAACAAUUUUGUUGUAGACUUUUAUUUUUAAAUUAAAAUAUUUAAAAACGCUAACUACUUUUUGAUAAAAUCAUGAACUCUACGUAGUACAUUCGGGUGUUCAUUCCUUUACUCGUACGAGGAUAUAUUUUUGUGAUUUUCUUUAAAAUUUCUGUAAAGUUUUAAAUUUAUCAUGGAUGGAACCUGGGUGCUUAUUUUGUUAGCUUUAGUUAUGUUAGUCGGGUCGUAUGUUGCUGGGAGUAUACCCCUCAACGUCAGUAUGUCCGAGGAAAAGUUGCUCAAAGUAACAGUAUUUGGUGCCGGAUUGCUGGUCGGUACUGCUCUGGCUGUGAUCAUCCCCGAAGGUGUACGAGCCCUAUUCUCUGAACGUACAGUACUUGUAACUAAGGACUAUACACCUGAGCCUAGCAAACAAGAUGACCUGCACUCAGUCAUUGGAAUAUCACUUGUAUUGGGUUUCGUCUUCAUGUUAAUAGUUGACCAGAUGUCCUCAAAGUACAAUGAUGCGAGUAAUCCCACUGAGAGAAAUAUCACGGCCACUGUUGGGCUUGUUGUCCACGCUGCUGCUGACGGUGUGGCUUUAGGAGCGGCGGCCACCACAUCGCACGCUGACGUUGAACUAAUCGUGUUUCUAGCCAUAAUGUUACAUAAAGCACCGGCCGCCUUCGGUCUUGUGACAUUCUUACUACACGCCGGCUUAGAAAGGAACCGAAUAAGGAAGCACCUCUUAGUAUUCUCAUGCGCCGCGCCACUACUCGCCCUGCUUACCUACUUCGGUAUUGGAAACGAGAGUAAACAGACUCUGAGUGAUUUUAACGCUACGGGUAUUGCCAUGUUAUUCUCAGCGGGGACAUUUUUGUAUGUGGCAACAGUACACGUAUUACCAGAACUCACACAUCCACACUCACACACACAUUCACUAUUGCCCCUCCAAGACGGCGUCCCCACUAAAAAAGGUUUUGGCGGGUUGCAACUGUGCGAAGUUAUUAUAUUAGCGAUUGGUGCAAUGUUGCCAGUUCUAUUAACAAUGGGACACGAACACUAGUAAUAAUUUAAACUAGAAAUACUUAUUUCGUUUUAAAAUUAAAUGAAAAUUUGCGGAAAAGUAUACUUAGUUAUA
This is a messenger RNA of Melitaea cinxia (Glanville fritillary), 1156 nucleotides long. RefSeq names its product zinc transporter ZIP9 (gene Zip102B). Gene Ontology annotation, biological process: transmembrane transport; zinc ion transport. The record is from RefSeq and is a predicted model, not a curated record. Bases 209 to 1081 code for a protein of 290 amino acids. Lineage: Eukaryota; Metazoa; Arthropoda; Insecta; Lepidoptera; Nymphalidae. Gene Ontology annotation, cellular component: membrane. The transcript has 6 exons. Gene Ontology annotation, molecular function: metal ion transmembrane transporter activity.